AUGCUGGCACUAAGGAGUACCACUCUGUCGCGAACACUUGGUGUGACACGACAGCAUGAGUCAACCGCUCCCGCCGCUGUCUUAAGAGGUCAUGGCCAGGGUAUCAUCUCAAGAAGUACUAAUGCCGGUCAAUUGGCUUCAAGAACACAGACACGAUUCCUCACAAGGGGCAUUGAAAGUAGCAAAGGAGAUCGUGAACGUGUUGUUGUACUAGGCUCCGGUGAGUGUCUAUUGUAUUGCUUGAAUACCCGGACUGCACCUCAUCUCUACUACANNGGCUGGGCUGGCUACACCCUCGCUCGAGAUCUCGACCCCAAGAAAUAUCAAGUUGUCGUCGUAUCACCUCGCUCCUAUUUUGUCUUCACCCCUCUCCUCGCUUCAACCUCGACGGGUACCCUCGAAUUCCGCACCGCUCUUGAGCCUGUCCGCUCUCGUCGCACCAAAGUAGAAUUCUUCCAAGGCUGGGCUGAUUCUGUGGACUUUGCAACCAAGACAUUGAAAGUUGAAGAAGCUGUUGAGAACCCAUGGCAGGCUAUGGCUCUAACUGCUGAUGGUCGCGAAGAUCAGAAUGCAGAUCAAACAGAGAAAGAAAAGGGCGUCAAGGCGAAGAAGGGCAAAGUGUUUGAAAUGAACUAUGAUAAGUUGGUUGUGUCAGUCGGGUGCUACUCUCAAACUUUUGGAACGCCUGGCGUCAAGGAAAAUGCCUAUUUCCUUAAAGAUGUUGGUGAUGCCAGAAAGAUCCGCAACAGAAUGCUUUCUUGUGAGUUUUUAUCGAAAAGUAAUCUGUUCUUAAUAUCACUGACCAUAUUACUACAGGCUNUCGAGACGGCUUCUCUACCAACCACUAGCGAAGCGAUGAAAAAGCGGCUUCUCAACUUUGCCGUCGUGGGAGGUGGCCCAACUGGCAUUGAGUUCUCCGCCGAGCUCCACGAUCUCAUCAAAGAAGACAUGGCCAAAAUCUACCCUGAACUCAUGCAGUACUACAAGAUCACUGUCUACGAUGUUGCCGACAAGGUCCUCAGUAUGUUCGACGACAAGCUCGCCAAAUACGCUAUCGAACGCUUCACCCGCGAAGGUAUCGAUGUAAAGACAUCUCACCACGUCAAAUCGCUUCGCAGAGGUACGCCUAAGCAACUCAAAGAGGACGGUGGUGACCAAGUAGUCAAGGAUGACUCAAGCUGCUACACCCUGGACUUGCAAGAGGAAGGCGAAGUGGGCGUCGGUAUGGUAGUCUGGAGCACUGGACUAAUGAUGAAUCCCUUCAUCUCAAAGUCCCUCGUAAGACCUUACGACAUACCUAUUUCCAGCGCUGCAGUGGAAACACCUUCAGAUGCAAAGAGCUGGAACAUUUCUACCCAUCCACGCAGCGGAGGCAUCAUGACAAACGACCGUCUUCGCGUAAUCAUGCAACCCUCCACCCAAGCAAAAGAAGGCGAAAAGAUCAGUGGCAGAGCAAUCAUAAACGAUGUCUACGCUCUCGGCGACUGCGCAAUCAUGGAAAACUCGGCUUACCCAGCUACCGCUCAAGUAGCCAACCAAAAGGCUCGUUGGCUGGCCAAACAACUCAACCGCAACACCAUCGACAACAACGCCUUUACCUACAAGGAUUUGGGCGUAAUGGCCUAUGUAGGGAACUGGAACGCAAUCAUGCAAUCGUCGGGUGGAGACGUGAGUGGUCGAGUUGCGUGGUUAAUUUGGCGUGGAGCAUACCUGGCAAAGAGUGUCAGCUGGCGAAACAGGAUUCUGAUCCCUACCUAUUGGUUCGUCAACUGGAUAUUCGGCAGAGACAUCUCGAGGUUCUGA
This is a messenger RNA of Aureobasidium musti, 1803 nucleotides long. The record is from the annotation of a GenBank genome assembly. NCBI's taxonomy places the organism in Eukaryota, Fungi, Ascomycota, Dothideomycetes, Dothideales, Saccotheciaceae.